AAUUUUUUAGCAGUCCAUGUAGACAUUUAGAUAAAAAAAAGAUGUCCAAAGACCCCCAAAUCCUUAAAAUUUUCCAAACAUCAAAACAACAAUGGCAAUAUCAGCUGUCAAAUAUUGGUUCAUCACCACCCAAGUAUUUAGAAUCGAUUAAGAAACACCCCACAAAGGCCACAGACACAAGACUCAACCAUCCCAUAACAUCAUUUGCAUGUUGUCUUCUUGUUUUGUUUUGUUUUGUUUUGGAGACAUUGUAAGAGAACAAACAAACAAACCCAAUGUCCAAACAAUCUUAUAGGGUUUGCCUCUGCUUUCGGAGGAGGUUUAAGAUGGCGGUUGCACAAGCACCAGAAGAUGUCAAAAACUUGUUUGAGAUGUAUUCUGAGAAUGGGUUAAUGAAUGUUGAUGGAUUGCAUAAGUUCUUAGUUGAGUAUCAAAAAGAAGAUGAGACUACAACAGAUGAUGCUCAAAAGAUUAUUGAUGGUUCGACACAUUUGCCUAAAAACGGUUUACAUGUUGAAGCAUUUUUUAGGCACCUCUUUAGUGAUACUAAUUCCCCUCAAGUUUCUCUAGGGGUACACCAUGAUAUGAAUGCUCCUUUGUCUCAUUAUUUCAUAUUUACCGGUCACAAUUCUUACCUUACCGGGAAUCAACUCAACAGCGAUUGCAGCGACGUCCCCAUCAUAAACGCACUUAAGAGAGGUGUGAGAGUGAUAGAACUUGAUAUAUGGCCGAAUUCAGAAAAAGACGAUGUUCAUGUUCUUCAUGGGGGGACUUUGACAGCUCCGGUGACGCUCCUCAAAUGCUUGAGUUCUAUUAAGGAGUACGCUUUCGUUUCCUCGGACUUUCCUGUCGUAAUAACUCUAGAAGACCAUCUCACUCCGGAUCUUCAGGCUAAAGCUGCCAAUAUGAUCACCGAAACGCUUGGAGACAUCUUGUUUACUCCCGGCUCGGAAGUCUUUAAAGAAUUCCCUUCUCCGGAGACAUUAAAGAAACGCAUAAUCAUAUCUACGAAACCACCAAAGGAUUACACAGAAGCCAAAGAAGAUAAGGAUAAAGAGAAUGAUUUGAAAAGCGAUAAGGCCGACGAUGAAGUGGCAACGAAAAAAGCCGAGCCGCACGAAAACAAGCCAAAGCAAAAAAAGGCACCAGAAUAUAAACGUUUAAUCGCCAUUCAUGCUGGGAAACCAAAGGGUGGAUUAGAUGAGUGUCUAGAAGUGGACCCCGAAAAAGUGAGACGGCUUAGCUUGAGUGAACUAGAACUUGAAAAAGCUGCAGAAACUCAUGGAAAACAAAUAGUCAGGUUUACACAGAGGAACAUGCUUAGGGUAUACCCGAAGGGCAUACGAGUUGAUUCUUCCAAUUACAACCCGAUGAUUGCGUGGUUGCACGGAGCUCAAAUGGUCGCAUUUAAUAUGCAGGGUUGUGAUAAACAUUUAUGGUUGAUGCACGGAAUGUUUAAAGCCAACGGGCAAUGCGGAUACGUGAAAAAACCCGAUUUCCUACUAAACACUAACGAAAUCUUCGAUCCCGAAGUUAAGCAUUCAGAGAAAACGAUUUUGAAAGUAACUGUAUAUUUGGGUGAAGGAUGGUAUUAUGAUUUUGAUCAUACACAUUUCGAUCCGUAUUCGCCUCCGGACUUCUACGUAAAGGUGGGGAUUGCAGGGGUUCCAGCAGAUAAACAGAUGACGAAAUCAAAGAUAGUAGAAGAUAGUUGGGUGCCUAGUUGGAACCAAGAAUUUGAGUUCCAUUUAACCAUGCCUCAACUAGCUCUACUUCGGAUCGAAGUCCACGAAUAUGACAUGUCCGAAAAAGACGACUUUGCAGGCCAAACAUGUUUACCGGUUUCCGAAAUAAGAAGUGGGAUCAGAGCAGUUCCGCUCAUGGACAAAAAAGGCGACAAGUACAACAACGUAAAACUUCUAAUGCGGUUCGAGUUCACCAAUCCAUCAUAACUCAUUUCAAAAGGUUGACCUUUAUGUCAUUUACUGGUUUUUGAGAACCGCUGUGAAGUUAUGUGAUGCAUAUUGUAAUACACAAUUUUGUUGACAAAGAAAAGUGAAACUAGUUUUGUAUUUAGCAUGGUGAUAAUGUGUUUUUGAAAGAAAAAAAUUAUUUUGAAGUAUUU
Molecule: messenger RNA, 2125 nt
Organism: Gossypium arboreum
Lineage: Eukaryota; Viridiplantae; Streptophyta; Magnoliopsida; Malvales; Malvaceae
Product: phosphoinositide phospholipase C 2-like
Exons: 8
Coding region: 276-1952 (558 amino acids)
Biological process (GO): lipid metabolic process; phosphatidylinositol-mediated signaling
Molecular function (GO): phosphatidylinositol-4,5-bisphosphate phospholipase C activity
Source: RefSeq, a predicted model, not a curated record